AUGCCCUUUUCGAUCACCCUCUCGGAAAUUCUCUAUGAAGAAUACGGAUUCUGGUGGAUGGGGUUUCAGGCGUGUAGUUUAUACAUCUACACCGAUUACGUGAUGGUCGGUGUGUCGAUGCACAGCCAUGUUCUCAUCACUAUCAACCGCAUCUGGGCACUGGUCUUCCCGGUGUCGUACAAACAUCAUCACAAUUUCAAAACAGCGUGGUUGGUUUGUUUGGCAAUGGUGGUUUAUGUCCAUGUCUUCUGUUUACCCGGAUUUUUGAUGGAUUUGAUGUAUUACCGUGUGGAUAGUGAUGAGUCCUGUGGAUUGGAUAUCGAUUUAUUGCAAGAAUGGUCGAUACUGGUGCAGAUUGUGAUUUAUGAUUUUCCGAUCAUCUUUAUCGUGGCGUCGUACCCGUUCUUAUUGAGAAAGCAGCUACGCCGUGGAAAGACGGUUUCGGCGAUGACCGGUACGUUGGACCGCAGCGGCAGUGUGAAAUUCCGCAAGCGGAAGGAGCAGACGAAGCCGUUUGUGCUGUUAACGCUGCUGACGGUUGGGAUACUAAUCUGCUGGACGCCGACCAUGAUCUUCUACACGAUGGCCUCGUUCAUGUCGGUCGGAUGA
Messenger RNA from Paramacrobiotus metropolitanus, 609 nucleotides. RefSeq lists its product as uncharacterized. Gene Ontology annotation, biological process: G protein-coupled receptor signaling pathway. The transcript has a single exon. The coding region runs from base 1 to 609 and encodes 202 amino acids. Gene Ontology annotation, molecular function: G protein-coupled receptor activity. Gene Ontology annotation, cellular component: membrane. The record is from RefSeq and is a predicted model, not a curated record. Lineage: Eukaryota; Metazoa; Tardigrada; Eutardigrada; Parachela; Macrobiotidae.